Molecule: messenger RNA, 3039 nt
Organism: Trichobilharzia regenti
Lineage: Eukaryota; Metazoa; Platyhelminthes; Trematoda; Strigeidida; Schistosomatidae
Source: the annotation of a GenBank genome assembly
CAAAUUAACUGUGCAAAGGUGAUUUCGUGAUGGUAUUUGCAUUUCAGGUUAAUAUGAUAUAAAUGGAAAAGUACGAAAACCUUGGUUUAGUUGGGGAAGGAAGUUAUGGCAUGGUUAUAAAGUGUAAAAAUAAAGAGACUGGACGAAUUGUAGCGAUAAAAAAGUUCAUUGAUAGUGAAGACGACAAGCAUGUUAAGAAAAUAGCACUUCGUGAAAUACGAAUGCUGAAACAGCUGCGCCACGACAAUUUGGUGAAUCUAUUGGAAGUCUUUAGGCGAAAGAAAAGACUAUAUCUUGUAUUCGAGUUUGUCGAUCACACUAUUCUGGAUGAUUUAGAGAAGUUUCCCAAUGGCAUUGAAGAGCUGCGCACAAAACGCAUACUUUUUCAAGUUAUUCGAGGCGUUGAAUUUUGUCAUUUGCAUAAUAUAGUUCAUCGUGAUAUCAAACCAGAAAAUAUACUCAUUAGCCGUAGUGGCGUGGUAAAAUUAUGUGACUUCGGAUUUGCACGUACACUAGCUGCCCCCGGUGAAGUCUAUACAGACUAUGUUGCCACUAGGUGGUAUAGAGCACCUGAACUUCUUGUUGGGGACACAAAAUAUGGAAGGCCAAUAGAUAUCUGGGCGGUCGGUUGUCUCGCUGCAGAAAUGCUGACAGGCGAUCCUUUAUUUCCUGGUGAUUCUGAUAUUGAUCAACUCCACAGGAUUGUUCGCUGUCUUGGUAAUCUGAGCGAAAAGUAUCAAAAUAUAUUUCAGCGUAAUCCUCUCUUUGUUGGAAUGAGAGUCCCACUGGCAAGGGAAAUUGACCCGUUGGAUAAAAGAUUAGCUAAGGUUUCCAAAUUAACUCUUGGAUUUAUAAAAAUUUGCCUUCGAAUUGACGCUAACGAUAGGCCUACAUCAUCUGCUCUCCUUCGAAAUGAAUAUUUUACUCGAGAUAACUUUUCAACAGUGUUUUUAGAAGAAUUGAAAAACUUGAUUAAAAAUGAAGCCGAACAAAAUACUUCUUCUACUUCUAAUUGUUCUUCUACUAAUGUUGCUUCUGAUAUUAACAAAAAUAUGACCAAUAUGAACAAUCCAAUAAGAAAUAAGAAUGAUUCUGUAAACAAUAAUCUCAGUACGAUCACUAACAAUAAUACUAAUAAUUCAGUAAACGCGGUGGGUACUACUUCUAAAUUGUAUAGUACAGAUACAUCCAGUACAAAGAAGACAAAUAUGGAGAAAUUAACAGAAGAUGUAACACUACUUCAACAGGCUCAUCAAGAGACCAGUGAAAUUAAUGAAAAAAAUAAAUCACUGAAAAGUUGUACUGACAACCCUUCUGGUAAUCCGAAUAGCCUUAGUAAAGCACAAACAGAGAACAGCGCACCUAAAUUUCUCAUGGUCGAACAUGCCAAACCAAAUCCCGACAUCAACUCCAAUUUAAUACAAGAAUAUUCAGUAGUUGACGAAAAUGUUGAUCCACAACAUUUAAUAGAUUCGAAGGAUUUAUAUCAUGGAACAAACAAAGUGUUGGAUAAGAAUGAUGAUCCAAAUUCCAAAGGAGGAGUACCAAUGUCAGAAAAAUCAAAUGAUCGAUCAAACGAGAUGCCUUCUAUACCACAGAUUACUGAGGUUAAUAAUGAACAGUCAGACUGCUCUUCAGGACUUACGAAAACAUGCACACGCAAACCGUUGGAUUCAAAGGGUGAAGAACCUCAUUCAAAGGAUACAACUUCAAAUAAACUUUUACCUUAUCUUACGUCUACUCAGGUCAGUAGUCAUCACAUUUUCCCGCAACAUUUGCGUGGAUUUUAUCAAAGUCCUCAAAAGACACUUGUUUCAGAUGAUGUAAAUGUACACAACUCUGAUAACCUUUCUUCAGGGAUGAAUGUGUCAUCAAUUUCACCAUUAAUGACGAAUAGUCAAACUAAUAGUAAACACGAUAUUCGCCCUGUUUUACAAUCUUCAAAUUUUCCUGCUUCCACAUCUAUCUCAUUCCAAUCAUGGAUGGCACAAACAAGCGCGUCCAAUGCAAGUAAUUCCUCUAAGGAUUCGAAAUCUCGACGAUACUAUCAACCACCUAAUCACAGAAGAUCUACAUUUUCUCUACAGUUCCCAAUGAAUAUUAGUCAUGCGACUUCUCAGCCUAUUUCGACUUCACUAAGCAAUCACUAUCAUCAUAGUCAUAAUCAUCAUUUCUCUGUUCUACAUCCAAUAGGUGUUAUGCCUUCACCAAACAUGUUUGACUUUAAUCAUGAACAAUCUCAUUUUGAACAGAAUGAUGCACGCAGCUUUAAUGGACAUUUAUACUUUUCCUCACGGUCACCAUUACAAAGCUUGUCUCAACAAAAUGUUUUUAAAAAGUCACUUAUGUCGACUAAUACAACCAGUACAAGUAAACAAGAGAAUACAUACUCGUUCACUGGUAAUCAACAUUCAAUAAGUCCUCAGAUUCUCCCAGUUGUCACGUGUUCCGCAUAUUCAGCAAACCAAUAUGGUACAAACACGAAGUCAAAUAUCAGCAAUACUACUUCCAAUCAUAAUCAAUUUCCCUUAUCCAGACUACGUAAUUCCGACAAAUUUUGGCUUGGCAGCUUACCCAGAAGAUGAGUCAUCAACAUAAGUUCCUUUGAAGACAUAAGGAAGUAGUUGAAUUUCGUCUACUUGAAAAUGAAAAUUUAGAAUAUUCCUUCAGUUAGUCGUCAAAAGUUCCAAAUAUUAUGAAAUUGUUGUCCCUGUUUCGAUGGCUUUUGGUUACCUGACUUCGAUAAGCAUAAGUACAAACAAUUUCUUGAUCCAAAAGACCCUUUUUUAAUAAUUAACUUAUUGUGUGUAAACAGAGUAAAUAAGUAAUUUCCUGACAAUUUUAGAUAUUUUUUCACGCUUGUUACAAACACAAUCUCUAAAUCAUUAUUGUUGUAAUAAUUUUCAUUAUCAAAAUAUAUCUAGCUCUUCCUACAAUAAAACAAAACAGCAUACAACUGACUACGUUCUCCAAUUCAUAAUUUCGAAAGUAUUUUGCAAUUUAUACAGUGGUUUACACACUGGGGGAAAUUAGUGGUAU